Molecule: messenger RNA, 5406 nt
Organism: Anopheles aquasalis
Lineage: Eukaryota; Metazoa; Arthropoda; Insecta; Diptera; Culicidae
Gene: Eph
Product: Eph receptor tyrosine kinase
Biological process (GO): ephrin receptor signaling pathway; protein phosphorylation; axon guidance
Cellular component (GO): plasma membrane; dendrite
Molecular function (GO): protein binding; transmembrane-ephrin receptor activity; ATP binding
Source: RefSeq, a predicted model, not a curated record
CAAGAAGCAGAAACAAAAGUGGCCUCCUGCAACCCAGCAGCACCAGCAGCAGCAGCAGCAGCAGCGUAGCACACGGGGUACAGCGUACGUUAGUUUGGGGCGCACGGACGAAUAGCUCGGCAAAAGCUAGUAACACACAACCGUGUUCCGAGUGCCACACUACUGGUGCUGGUGUGGCAACAAAUCAGUGGGGACGCAAUAAAUGCCCCACAUGUGGUGUAGGGCCCCAUCCGGCCGCAGAACCGCCGCUGUCUCGUCGUGCAGGGAACCCUCGAACCACCGAACCACCGCAGCCGAAGAAUAAGAUGGCGAUCCUGGCCUGUGAGGAUGCGGCCCAUGGUGUAGUGCUUCGUGUUAUUAUGCGAAUGUAAAAAAGAAAAAACGUAAAAAGGAAAAACAGUGUAAUAUAACUGGACUCCAAGGAUCGACAGGCAGCGCAAGGAGUGUGACAGUGGCGUAGAAGGCGUUAAGAUACUCUUCAUCUCUCCCACGCUCGCUCUCUCUCUCUCUCUGUCUCUCUUCACUCGGGAGCAUAGGACAGGAGAACGCGUGCGUCGCGGGCGCGUGGCUAAAUCGUGGGCGAGAAGGCCAUCCACGACGACCACAAUCAAACGUGUCAGUAGAAAGACGCACAAUCAACCACAAUCGCUGUCCCGGGGGAGGGGUGGGGGAGGGGCUGGAAACGCUUGGCGCGAGGCCCUCGAAUAAUGAGUAACGGCACGAGCCGCGCUGUACGGUGGCUGGUGCACGCACGCGUUAGGUUGGUAAAGUGAUACAGAUCCUAGUGACAAAACCAAGACAAACAGCAGUCGUCGUCGUUGUCGUCGCCGCGGGUGCCCCCACAAAUUGCCCCAAACUGCGGUGCACGCACGCACCACAACAUGGCACCGGUGUUGGUGUGGCCGCUCGCAAGGACAACCUCCGGUAGCAUUGCAACGGCUACGACAGUCGAUCCAAUCCGUGCUGCCGCUGCUGCUGCACCGUCGACCGUGCAUCGCCAGUUAGCGUCAGUGUACCGGCAGUAGUACUCUGAGUGUCGCCCCGAAAACACAGUUCGCGAUUGUCCCCCUCUGUCCACGGCGUCCAAGCAUCAAGCAACAAUCAACAAUCAAUCAAACUCGGUUCCACCAAGAACGCUCCAACGAUGCGGCGAUAGUGCCGCCCGCCAGAAGGGGGCGCAGUGUGCGAGUGUGUGUUUGGAAGUAGCUAGCAGCUCGGCUAGCAGUGUGUGUGUGUGCCGAGUGUCCCGUGUCCCGAGAUUGACCGUAGCGUACCGGGAAGAAAGUGUUGCCCCGGUUGUCCUUGCGCCCCGGGGCUCACCGGAAACGCUCAAAGAAAGAAAGCUUUGUUUGGCAGGGGGGGUGCGGGGGGACCUGGCUGACCGGUGGCCAGGCGCGUUCUUCGAUCUCGUGGCCCUCCUCUCCGUUCCGCCCGGCGGCCAAGGCAGGCCGGGGUCGGUCUGGCACUGCACAGGCGCCCACAUCGUCACGAAUAUGGAUAAAUAUCGGUCGUUCCUGCUACUGCUGUGCUAUGCUGCGCUGUACCGGAGGCUCGAUGUCGUCCACGGCGAUCAGGUCGUUCUACUGGACACCACGAAGGAGGCAACGCUGGAAUGGACCCGCUACCCAUACGGACCACAGGCCCAGACUCCGGGGUGGGUCGAAGAAUCGUUCACCAACUUCGUGAAGGGCAUCAACUGGCGCAGCUACGUGGUGUGCGAUGUCGCGUACAACAACGUCAACAACUGGCUCUGGUCACCGUUCAUCGACCGGGGACCGGCCAACCGGCUGUACAUCGAGAUCCAUUUCACGAUCCGCGACUGCUCGCUGUUCCCCGGGAAUGCGCUGUCGUGCAAGGAAACGUUCAGCCUGCUGUUCUACGAGUUCGAUGCGGCGACGCGCGAACCACCACCGUGGCAGCCGGAAAGCUACAAGCUGAUCGGGCGCAUUGCGGCCGGCGAGGGCCGCUUCAACCAGAACUCGGACGUCGACAUUAACGUGGAGGUGAAGAGUAUCGCGGUGACGAAGAAGGGCGUGUACUUUGCGUUCCGGGACCAGGGUGCGUGCAUUUCGGUGCUGGCGGUCAAGGUGUACUACAUUACGUGCCCGGCGGUCACCGUGAACUUUGCGCACUUCAACGAAACACCGACCGGGCGGGAGGUGACCAUUAUCGAGCAGCAGAUGGGCGUGUGCGUGGAGAAUGCGGAAGCGUUCGAGCAGCCGACGUACCUGUGCAAGGGUGACGGCAAGUGGACGAUCCUGAGCGGUGGCUGCCGGUGUAAGGUCGGGUACGAGCCGGACAGCGAGCGGCAGACGUGUAACGUGUGCCCGGUCGGCAAGUUCCGGUCGGCCGAGGUAAAGUCGUGCACGAUCUGUCCGCUCAACUCGAAGUCGAUCAAGAGCGGAUCACCGUACUGUCCGUGCCUGAACGGGCACUAUCGGCAUCCGCGCGACGGCCGGCACAUGCCGUGCUACAAACCGCCCGGUAUGCCGACCAACCUGACGCUACUGUUUAUCGAUCAGACGAGCGCGAUCCUGUCGUGGAACGCACCGCAACGGGCACCGGACGAGCAGCUGGAUCCGGUGUUCCGCAGUGAGAUAGUGUUUCGCGUCCGGUGCGCUGCCUGCACGUCGAACGUCGUCUUUAACCCGUCGAGUGAAACGUUCAACGAUACGAAGCUGACACUGACGAACCUGGAACCGGUCACGACGUACACCGUGCAGAUACACUCGCAGCACGGUGUCUCGUACCCGAUCGUCAACCCGGACGCACCGGGGAGUGGAACCGGUGGUGGGACCGGGGGCGGUGGUGGUACCACGUUCGAUAACGUCAGCACGGUCGGGUACACGGGCGGCGGUGGUGGGCACUACGGUGGUUACCAUGCGACGGAACCGACACCGGUCGUGAACGUGCGGGCGGCUUCCGAUCUCGACGAGAUCAAGACAGAGUUUGCGGAGAUUACCUUUACCACGGAGUCGGCCAUUCUGAGCACCGUGUUUAACGUGAAAGUCAUCCAAAUCACCAACAAGGACGCCGAUCUGGUGUGGGACAAACCGAUGCACAGCGAUUCACCGAUCGAGUAUUACGAGGUGCGCUGGUUCCCGAAGUCGGAGGUGGACGCCAUGAACAAGUCCGUGCUGAGCACGAAGGAGUCGAAGGUGCACAUUAGCGAUCUGCUGGAGAACACCGAGUAUGGGUUCCAGGUGCGCUGCAAAACGCUCAACGGUUGGGGCACGUUCAGCAACAUCGUCUACGCCCAGACACACCAGAGUGUCAGCCCCGUGUAUGAUGAUUCAUUCCAAAUGCGCAUCGUUGCCGGCACUACCGUCAUGGUCGUCGUCAUUCUUGUGCUGAUCAUCGUCGUCACAGUGGUAUUCCUGAAGUCGAAAAGCCACGAUGAUAUCGACAAAAAGACCAACAAUCACCUGCCGCUACCGCUGGACUAUGCCAGCAACGAAGUGCACGCGAUGGAUACGACCCCUAUAGUCAAAACGAUGAAAAGCAACGUGACAACACCGCUGUUCGGCACGAGCAGGAGCUACGUGGACCCGCAUACGUACGAAGACCCGAACCAGGCAAUACGCGAGUUUGCGCGCGAAAUAGACGCCAGCUACAUCACGAUCGAGGCCAUCAUAGGUGGCGGAGAGUUUGGCGAUGUUUGCCGGGGCCGCUUGAAGGUGCCGCCGAACUUUGUGCAGGAGAUUGACGUGGCAAUUAAGACGCUGAAGCCGGGAUCGUCGGAGAAGGCACGGUGCGACUUCCUCACCGAGGCAUCGAUCAUGGGCCAGUUCGAGCACCCGAACGUCAUCUUUCUCCAGGGCGUGGUGACGCGCUCGAACCCGGUAAUGAUCAUUACCGAGUACAUGGAGAACGGUAGCCUGGACACGUUUCUGCGCGCCAACGAUGGCAAAUUCCAAACGAUCCAGCUGAUCGGCAUGCUGCGUGGCAUCGCCGCCGGUAUGACGUAUCUCAGCGAAAUGAACUACGUGCACCGGGACCUGGCGGCCCGGAACGUGCUGGUCAACUCGCUGCUGGUCUGCAAGAUCGCCGACUUUGGGCUAUCGCGCGAGAUCGAGAAUGCCAGCGAUGCGUACACGACAAGGGGGGGCAAAAUUCCGGUUCGCUGGACGGCACCGGAAGCCAUCGCGUUCCGUAAGUUCACGUCGGCGUCCGACGUGUGGUCGUACGGUGUCGUGCUUUGGGAGGUGAUGUCGUUCGGUGAGCGGCCGUACUGGAACUGGUCGAACCAGGACGUGAUCAAGAGCAUAGAGAAGGGCUACCGAUUGCCGGCCCCGAUGGACUGUCCGGAGGCGCUCUACCAACUGAUGCUGGACUGCUGGCAGAAGCAGCGAACGCACCGGCCCACGUUCGCCAGCAUCACCCAGACGCUCGACAACUUGGCGCGGCAACCGCAAGUGCUUCUCACCACACGCAAUUCGCCCGACAAUCCGGUCGCCCGUCUGGGUUCCACCGGUAUUGUCGAUGAUCUGUCCCAAGACAUGAUGGUCACCGGUGGUGCUGGUGGAAUCGGUAGCAGUUCACAACAACAGCAGCACCAGCAGCAGCAGCAGCAGCAGCAGCAGCAGCAGCAACAGCAACAACAGCAACAGCAGCAGCAGCAGCAGCAACAGCAACAACAGCAGCAGCAACGCGUCGGCGGUAUGCUGCUAGGUGGGACGAGUGAACGCGUGCUCAAUAGUGCUGGUGGUGCAAACGUCGUCCCGUCUGGCAUGGGUACGCUCGGCUCUAGCCUGGGCGGACUGAGCAAUGCGGGCACCAUGACAGGUCCGUCGGCUCCGGCGAUCUUCAUCAACACUGAUCUGUGGCUGGAGAGCAUCAAGAUGUCCCGGUACUCUCAGCACUUCAAGGAAGCCGGUCUCGUGACAGCACAGCAGCUCUCGCGGCUCACGGCACAGCAGCUAUCCGACAUGGGUAUUACGCUGGUGGGCCACCAGAAAAAGAUACUGCACCAGGCUAGGCAAAUAGACACAAUUAUUUAAGUCUCUGGAUGUUUGCUAUUGUUCGUGGCGCCCGACAGUCGGCACGCUCAUCCAACCCAGCUCUCUUUGGUGUGGCCAUUAUUGUGUGCACUGUGAUUGGUGCAGCAGCAGCAGCAGCAGCAGCAACAGGAAAACCCCAGCGGUAAUGGCCACGUUACGACUGAAUAAAAAACGAAAAACCGUGAACGAAGGAUAAUCAUAGGUUAAAAAAAGAGAGAGAGAAAAAAAAUAAUAACGCGACAGCUCAGGAACAGGAACGGCGGCGAACUCGGAACGGCAAACGGGAGUGUUUUCGGUCUCCUAUGAUUUAAGGGAGUGUGCCGGGUUUUUUGAAAACUGUCCAACAAAAUGGUUCAUGCGUACGCUGUAUUAGCCAGCUUCAAACAAGAGAGAUAUCUGAUGUUUA